Messenger RNA from Cyprinodon variegatus (sheepshead minnow), 2035 nucleotides. It is a transcript of the gene ccdc28a, whose product is annotated as coiled-coil domain containing 28A. Lineage: Eukaryota; Metazoa; Chordata; Actinopteri; Cyprinodontiformes; Cyprinodontidae. The transcript is spliced from 6 exons. The record is from RefSeq and is a predicted model, not a curated record. Bases 97 to 675 code for a protein of 192 amino acids.
UCCAAUCAGGAAGCUUCACAGCUCACAGCUGGAAGCUACAUGGGUAGCCUAGCGUGCCGCCAUCGCUAAGACGAGAUAGCUUCGUAGGAUGAAGUUAUGGAGGAGCGGAAGCUGAAGCGUAAGAGUCCCCGGACCUCCACCAACUCGGCGGCCCAGAUCGGAGGCUCAAGCCGGAAGAGUAACGCUGCCUCCGGGGGAAGGCAUGUGGGCUACAGCCACAACACGGGCGGCAUGUCCGGCCAGAAAAACAGGAGCAGGAGGGGCAUGAAAGAUAAAGUGAGAUAUCCACAGGGCUUAGGAGGUAAACUGAAUCAGAACCAGGGCCAGGCAGCUCCCAUCGUCCAGCACUCAUUUCUGACUGAUGUCUCAGACGUGCAAGAGAUGGAAAACGGUCUGCUCAGCCUCCUCAACGACUUCCACUCAGGGAAACUACAAGCUUUUGGCAAUGAGUGCUCCAUCGAUCAGAUGGAGCAUGUCAGAGAGAUGCAGGAGAAGCUGGCACGAUUGCACUUUGACCUUUAUGGUGAGGUUGAUGAAAUGCCUGAGGAUCAGAGGAAAAUGGCCUCAGACACAAACAUGGACAGGCUACUUCUUAAUCUUGAGGAGCUGAGUUCUUCCAUACAGAAGCUGAAUCUCGCAGAGAGUCAGGAAAUCCUGAAGACGGCAAACGUGUGAUGAUCUGCUUUUCCUGCACCUCUCCUGAAAUCACAUCUAGGCAGAGUUUUCUUUCUGGCUCGUUCUCGGCUUUACCUCGGGUUGAAUGUGGUUUCAGAUUAUCUUCACUGGAUCCAUCGGGUGUCAAUCAGGAUUCUCUGUGUUUUCUUCUGGAACUGUUAGACACAGGAUGAGGACAGAUAGAUCUUAGGUUUGAUCAAACUUUAGAACACUUUAAGACUUUAAAACAUAUUUUUAAUGCUUUUUAAGAUGUUAUCUUGUUCAAUAUGCACCAGGUUAUGGAGUGAAAUUUGUUCCAAAUGUUGUUGCAAGCAACAAACAAAAGAAAUGCAUUUCAGAAAUUUAACCUUUAUAAAUUGUGUUGAUCAAAGUAAGGUUGUAACAGUAACAUUGCUUUUUUGCCAAUUUUAUUUUGUUUAACAUAACAAUUUUUAUUGUAUUUUUUUCCAUAUUUAAUUUUUUUUUUCUAAUUUUUAGGCUGAGUGUUACAAAUUACGUUUUUUUUGCAUUGUACAGAUCACAUUCUUCUGGGGGCAGAUUUUCUCUGGAUUAAGAUGCAAGAAGCUUUUCUAUUGGUCUGCUGAAUGUUAGCAACAUUUUUAUUGGUCAAAAGCAAAGAGAAUGUGAUCUGUUUAACGCAAUUUUAAAAUAAUAUAGUUGUAAAUUGGAAAAAAAAAUAAUUUUGAUAUAAAUUCAGAAUUAUUGUCACAAUAAAAUAAAAGUUACUCUCAAUUUCUUUUUUUUUAUUCAAAGUUUCAUUUUUGGAUUAAUUUUUUUUUUUUUCUCAAGUUUCUUUUGACAAAAUUUGUUUUUUUGCAACAAUCUUGGAACCUAAUUCACUCCAUACCGACUGCUGAAUUCUUAACAUAGAACUGUUUACCUUUUACUUGCAGCUUUGAGUUACAGCAGAGGAAUAACGUUCAUAUAUAAAAAUCUUUGUUGCACAGCCUGGCAGGAGAUCCAGCUGCUGCCUUUCAGUGUUCACUUCAUUUGCACAUCUUGUGAAACAUGCAACCCACUGAGCGUGUCGUCAGCAGGGGGUCGGUUUGAUGCUACAAAAACACAAAUCCAGAUGUUUUAAUCACAUCCAUGCCUUAUUAAUUGGUUUGAUUGUUUAAUCAUAUUUGCCUUUUUAGUUCAGAUUUAUUUGAUGACUUUAUAUUUUCUGAUGUCAAGUUUUUGAAUCUAAGUUGGAGGAAAAUCUAAUUAUUUGAAUGGAAUUUAUUUUUUAUGUCUGAUUUUCACCACUGAAGGGGAGGAGGGUUACUUCUUAACCUGCUGCUUGAUUUCAAUUCUAUGUUGAUUAAACAAAUAUUGUGCAUUUAACUUCCUUUGUCAUAUGUGUCUAUUUUGUGUACAU